AUGGUUCGAGUUUGUGCUAUGCCCAAUUGUGGCCAUAGAAUGCGCAAGUAUAAGGGUCUAAGCUUUCAUCGUUUGCCCCUCUAUGACCCUGAAACAUUGCCUUUAUGGCUGGGUGUUCUUCAACUGGACAUGCAGACUCCAUUUGAAGUACUGAAAGCAAAGGACUACAGAGUGUGUAGUGAACACUUCGACGAUGAUGACUUCAGUCCAACAAGUGAAAAAUGUCGACAUCUGAAGAAAAAUGCUGUUCCAAGACCUAUGGCAAUUACAACUGAGGCUGUUGGCGGUGCGGAGGUGAACGUUCCGGAACCUCGCAGGCUGCUCCUAAGCAGCCCGGAAGGUGAAGGGUCAGAUGAGGGCAGCUCUGACUCCGUCACCUAUCUGGGCUACCCAGUCAUCAGGAACAGGGGCCCUCUGGCGGUGCUUGAGGUGAAGCCAUGGUCUCCUCUGUCCUCCUCUCCUCCUGCUGAUGCUGGUGCGCCAAUCUCUCCCCUCUCCACCACCAUCUCUACCGUAACUGCAGACAGCCCCACCCCCACCUUCCAAGCCGACGAUGACACCAUCGCGACUCUCCCACUGACCAGUGUGAAGGUGGAUGAAGGUGUAGACGAUUGGACAUUUGAUACACACAGUCACCAGGAACACGCACACGCUGGCACAGAUGACAGGAGUACGCCAUACUUCAGGUCGGACAAGAUUAGUUUGUAGGAGGAGGUGACUGUUCAAGUGUCCUGUCUGCUGCAGCUGUUUGACAGGUGUUUGGGCUGCAGUGCGGGGUCGUGUAGUGUCUUGACGCGGCGUGACGGACGUGUUUUCCACGUGACUCAGCAAUGCUGGACCUGCCAGAUCAUCGUGGAAUGGACAAGCCACACUGCCAACACUCAACAGG
Molecule: messenger RNA, 889 nt
Organism: Engraulis encrasicolus (European anchovy)
Lineage: Eukaryota; Metazoa; Chordata; Actinopteri; Clupeiformes; Engraulidae
Product: peroxynitrite isomerase THAP4-like
Exons: 7
Coding region: 1-708 (235 amino acids)
Molecular function (GO): sequence-specific DNA binding
Source: RefSeq, a predicted model, not a curated record